AUGCCGUAUAAAUUCAAGAGAGAUUGUCCGGUAUGUGGUAAGCCAGAGUUACUCUCUUUGAGUGAUCACCUGCGUCAAGUGCAUCGAUUAAAGAGCCACGAAAGAAAGCAAUGGCUAAAAGCAGCAGUAUUUUCGGGAUCUAAGAAAAGUCUGGGUAUAACACAAGGAGUGUCCCGACGUUUUACACAAUUAUUGCACACAGAAAAGGAAAGAAGAAGAGAACGAAAACGAACUAUUGCAGCUGUCAAAGAACCGGAAAAACCUCAGCAUUGUAUAGUCAAGAGGCCCAAAUUCACUGACGAUGUUUUGUUGGCAACCGAGCCUUAUCCAGAUUUUAUGUUUCGCCAUAAGUUCUCACUCCUUGUGGUUGGACCAAGUCAAUCAGGGAAAACAGUUUUCGUAGAACAGAUUCUAACGAGAGAUCGUAUUGUCUACGAAACCAACAAGCCCGGUCGCAUUUUAUGGUAUUACAGUCAGUGGCAAGAUAGAUACGAAGCUUUGAAAUCAGCGAUCGGAAAGGACAUUAAAUUUUUUCGUGGCCUUCCCACAUUUCAAGAAGAUCUGCGAGAAAUUGACCCAAAAUACAACAACGUUAUCAUCUUUGAUGAUCUAAUGGCAGAAGCGAUCGAAAGCCCCAUCGUUUCUCGGUUGUUUACCCAAGGUCGCCAUAGAAAUGCGAGCGUCAUACUGCUCCUUCAGAAUAUGUUCCCCAAGGGAAAAUUUAACACCGAUAUCAGUCGGAAUGCACAGUACAUGGCUCUUUUCCGAAGUCCUAACGAUCGGAAACAAAUCAGAAUUGUUGCUGAGCGUAUGUUUGAUAAGAAUCGCCAACGAUUCAUGACAGCUUAUUAUCAGGAAACAGAGAGGCCUUACGGUUACAUCUUUGUAGAUAAUAAACCGGAUACGGCGGCAAAUAAGCAGGUGUUGAGCGACAUCUUUGGCUCUUGUCGAGUUUACCCAAGUAUCAACAAAACCUUAAAACCAGAGGGAGAGGUGGAAUCGAUCCCCCCAAAGGAUCUUAUUGUGUCCCCGAAAUAUGCUGAAGCUAAAUCAUCUGCGCGUAAACCGAAACCGUUUGAUCUGGAUUGGUGUGGGAUGACCUGGCCCGCCUUGCAGAAUUAUUUACAUGGAGCGCCCUAUCUCAAAGCUAUUCCAGAAGGGUUUGGCCUUUGCGAGAUGUACACGAGCACUCGAAAUGCUGUUAACCCUUAUACCCCCACAGUCAUGUUUGCAUCUGAAAAUUACUGGCCCGUCAAAAUAAAACAUUAUUCCAACGGCAAAAGAAAGUGGAUUUAUAUACACGAAGACGAACCAAGUGUCCAAGCAUUUGUUCAAGAAACGAAAGCA
Messenger RNA from Porites lobata, 1347 nucleotides. Lineage: Eukaryota; Metazoa; Cnidaria; Anthozoa; Scleractinia; Poritidae. The record is from the annotation of a GenBank genome assembly.